AUGGAAAUUCACAUUCUCUCACAUGUUGAAGCUAUUAUUGGAAUUCUAGUUUUUGUUUUCCUAUUCUUUCUCAUAAGAAAAGCAAAAACUUGGAAAAAUAGCAAAAAAUUUGGCCCACCCCCUCCACAACUUCCAGGAGCAUGGCCAAUUAUAGGCCACCUCCCUCAAAUCCUAAGCGACACGUUAGACGGUCGCAAUAGGAGCAACACGGACGGUGAAAUUCCUCUGGCCCAUACCCUAGCCGCGUUAGCAGAUAAGUAUGGGCCAGUUUUCACCAUCCGUCAAGGAAUGUUCCCAAUAGCCGUUGUGAGUAGUUAUGAAGCAAUAAAAGAAUGUUUUACUACACAAGACAAGAACUUAGCCAAUAGAGUAGCUACUUGUUCUUGUAAAUAUCUUGGCUAUGACCAUGCAAAUCUUACAUUUGCAAAUUAUGGACCUUAUUGGCGUAUGGUUCGAAAAUUGGUGGUUAAUAAUUUGCUAUCGAGUAAGAGUCUGGAGAGGUUAAAGCAUGUUCGAAUUUCAGAAGUGGAGAGUAGCAUCAAGGAAUUGUACACACUUUUUGUUGCUAAUGAAGCAAAAAAUGUACUAACUAAAGUUGAUAUUGGCCAUUGGUUUGAUGAUAUGAUGUUAAACAUAACGGUGAAGAUGAUUGGUGGAAAGAGAUAUAGCCAGGUGAAUAAUAAAGAAGAGGAGAAGGAAGAAGCAGAGCGUUUCAGAAAAGCGUUCAACGAAACGAUGUAUUAUAUAGCUAUGGUCGGUAUAGAGGAUGCAUUUCCAAUUCCAUUACUACAAUGGCUUGAUUUACAAGGUAAUAUUAAGGUGAUGAAACGUAUAGCUGAUGAAAUGGAUGUUAUUCUUCAACGUUGGCUUGAUGAUCAUACUAAUAAGAGGAAGAAUAAUGAUUCUAAUGAUGAUGAUGAUCAAGAUUUGAUUGAUAUAAUGUUAACAGAGUUAGAUAAGGAUGAUUUCCAAUAUGGUUAUUCAAGGGAAACUAUUAUCAAAGCUACUAUGUUGACUAUAGUUUCAGAUGCUACACAUACCACAGCUGUUCACUUGAUAUGGAUAAUUGCCUGCUUACUAAACAAUAAACAUGUACUGAAAAAAGUACAUGAAGAAAUUGACACAAAAGUUGGCAAAAAUCGUUGGGUCGAAGAUUUAGACAUCAAAAACUUAACGUAUUUUCAAGCAACAAUUAAAGAAGUACUACGUUUAUAUCCACCAUCACCUAUGUUAGUUCACGAAGCCUUAGCUGAUUGUCAAGUACUUGGUUACCAUAUUUCAAAAGGCACACGUUUAUUUGUAAACGUGUGGAAACUUCAAAAAGACUCGAAAUUUUGGCCAGAACCUGAAAAGUUUUUACCCGAGAGGUUUUUAACCACUAAGGCAAAAGUUGAUGUAUAUGGUAAAGAUUUAGAGUUUAUCCCAUUUGGUUCUGGGAGACGAUCAUGUCCUGGAAUUACUAUGGCCAUGCAAGUAACCUAUCUUUCAAUUGCGCGAUUGCUUCAAGCGUUUGAUUUUGAAACACCAAAUAAUGAGCCGGUGGAUAUGACCGAAGGACCGGGUUUUACCGCGGUUAAAAAAAUUCCGUUGGAAGUUGUGGUAAAACCUCGUAUGCUUCCUAUGUAUUAUGGGGUUUAAUUAAUAAUUUAAAUACCUUAAUUUGGU
This is a messenger RNA of Solanum tuberosum (potato), 1665 nucleotides long. RefSeq names its product cytochrome P450 82C2-like. The transcript is spliced from 3 exons. NCBI's taxonomy places the organism in Eukaryota, Viridiplantae, Streptophyta, Magnoliopsida, Solanales, Solanaceae. Gene Ontology annotation, molecular function: iron ion binding; heme binding; oxidoreductase activity, acting on paired donors, with incorporation or reduction of molecular oxygen. The coding region runs from base 1 to 1638 and encodes 545 amino acids. The record is from RefSeq and is a predicted model, not a curated record.